Molecule: messenger RNA, 2325 nt
Organism: Daldinia vernicosa
Lineage: Eukaryota; Fungi; Ascomycota; Sordariomycetes; Xylariales; Hypoxylaceae
Exons: 6
Coding region: 425-2182 (585 amino acids)
Source: RefSeq, a predicted model, not a curated record
UCGUUGAGCGUCACACGCGCCCUCGCCUAUCGGACGAAACGGCCACGGCACAAAAGCGCCCGUUUACAUGCGCAUAACCACCACAUAAGAUGCUGACAGUAAACCACGCAUUCCGGGCUGACUUAAGUAGUCGAUAAUCGAGCUGUCAGUUAUCAUAAAAUCUCCGUACCUUAUGUAGUAGCUACCUACCCCUGAGUUGUACCGAGGAAUUGUUGAGUUGUUUAUGCAAGUCUCCGACGUCGUACAGAAGCUACUACGGCGCAGCACAUCGCAUUGGAGAAUCAAUCGCCAUGCCUUAGGUACAUUCUCAAAUAGGACGUGGAUUUUACACUCACGAAAUCUUCUGUCAACUACGAUUACUUGAGGAAGCGAGAUCACACCAAGUAGGAACCUUCUAGCCACAAGGACACAACUAUAGGACAUAAUGGUAACCACCACAGUAAUGCCAAUGCCAUGUGCCAACUGGAAGGAUGGGGGUAGCGUCUGCUUUCGUGAGGGCACGCUUGUUUGUAAGGGCUGUAAGUUAGUCUUGUACUGCAGUCGUCAUUGUCAAAUAAAGCACUGGAGAGAGCACAAGAAAGAGUGCAAAUCUCCACUUGGAAAAACCACUUGGCUCCCGGCUUGGGAUCGAGAACGACGAGCACCAGCCUGGUCUCACGGGGAGGCCGCUACUAACUUACAUAACCCCUUUGGACCAAAUAAACACUUCUGGGGCAACACGCCGGCGAUGGACGUGCUCCAGUUACUGCGGAAUGAGGGGCCAGCCUACGAUAAGGAUAUCACGGUCCUGUUCGCGGCAUCCGGAGACGUGAGGAACGCUGUACAAACGAUUCGGAACCUGCCCCCUGAUUUUGAGCACCAGGUCAAGAUGACGAUUAACGACAAGGAUUUUGAUAUCACGGCAAAGAACGCUGUGAUUUUGCUUCUGGCAUUGAGCUCAUUAGAGGAGGGAUAUAAUCAGACCGACUUUGAGAUAUUGGCAGAAACGCUUAUUCACGUUUGGUACUCGGCCACCAUCACAAAAGACACAUUAUCCGAGCUGCAGUCGAGAGUCAAGCCACUUAUCAGCGACGUGUGUGAGCGAGCCGUCGACAAACAACCAAAUAUCUUAAUAAGAAAAACAUGGACCUUCAAGUCGGGCAGUAGUCUCCUCCUGGUUUUAAAGAAGGAAGAUUGGGCUCGAGUAAUGGAGUUUUUCGACAUACCCGAAGACCUAACCCUAGAGAAAUCCCGCCAGCUACGUCACGCUAUUACUCUCGCACCCGAGCGGGAAGACUAUCGAGAUCGGUGGUACUUUAAAGACGCAUCGCCCUCUAUGCGUGUAGCUAAACAGCGAUAUCGAGAGGACGGCUUACUCCUGCCUUUUGGCCACCCACGCAUCGGGUUUGACUAUCCUAACCCGACCUUAUUCCAGACAGUGUUCCAAACAAUUUCCUCCUGGCCUCUGGACGAUAAAGCAGAUCCCCUCGGUGGCUGGCCUCUCGACGAGGUCAGAGCAACGUCAAGCCGUAUUCCCCAAGACAUAUAUGGAAAGCUAUUCUCCUAUCUCCGCGGCGUCUUCAGCGCCUUUCUCCGCCGUAUUGCGACGAGAAAAAUACACUUUGAGCUCUUUAACCUCGACGCGAAAGAGCUGAUCCAACACUUGGUGGUGGAGGAGGGAGUAUACGACCGAAUCGAGGCUUCAAACAUCUCAGAUACAUGCUGGCUAGGCACCCGCGAGACUUUGCGCUGCCUAUCGCCCCUUCUCAAGACGCCAGCGGACAACCCCCACGCUACGCUUAUAACCGUGUAUCUCAACGCGGUGAUGGAAACCGCUAAGAGCAGCGACGCGGAGGGUGAGGAACUCGAUGUCGCGCGCACCCUGGAAUAUAUGACCAAUAUCCAGGACAUCAACAUUAUAAGAAACCCGCAGGGUGCCGAGAUGUACCGGGUCUGGGACGCGCGGGGCUUCACAUAUGAUGUGGAUAAGCUCUUUAGCAAGUACAUGGCUGUGCAACAUUUCGAAGACAUCGAGAGAGACUUGCACGUCACGAUGAAGGAGCAGAAUACGAUUGGCGACGCGUGGCCUACGGCUUUGAAGCUACGCCCGGGACAGGAGGGGGCCCAGGAGGAAUUCGACGAUGCUCUUGCGUCGUCUUAUACCGGUGUUGAGCGCUAUGUUGAGUGGAAGAGGGCGGUGUAGCGUAAGAAAGACGGCCACCUGAGGACUAGAAUUAUAGCAGGAGAAAUACAUAGCUACCUACACUUAUCACUCAGAUGGCUAUAGAAACUGAACAUAAGAUACUGAAAAUAAAAUCAUAUACGUGAUAAUAUGAGAUAAUUAGC